AUGGCUCCAUGCAUCACCUUGACAUAAAACGGUAGGGACUCACCCGACCCGGAUGCCAGACCAACGCAGCAGGCAUGAGCUAACCCUAGAACCCUACUCAAUUCCGCGCCUUCUGAGCCCGACCCCUUCUUUCAAACCCCCCAUUCCCUCCCUCAUUUUCCCGCUUUCUCUCCCUCCUUAAAAAUCCACCCUAAUCUUCCAAACGGCCAAACCCUAUCUCCCUCCUUCUCAACACCACAAAAAAAAAAAAACCUCUAUUUCCCCGUCGCUUAACCCAUUCGCUUCCAAUCAUGAACCGGAGAACCCGAUCCUUAGCCAGGCAUUCCCUGACCGGAACCGAAACCUUCCUAAAGUAUCUCAAACCCGGCGCCCUAGCUCGCCUCAGGGACUCACGGAUCAGCGCCAGAUCGCACCGAAUCAGCUCCCUCUUUCAGAUCUCCCCGUCCUCUCCGCCGUCUAGCGGCGGUCAAACCUUCUCCGCAUCCAUUGACGGCUUCCCUUGCUUCGCGGCGACAGCGAGAGUCUACGGGCCCAGGUGUCUCCAGAGGAAGAAGCUAUUAGCCGCCAAAGGAAUGCUGUUUCUGAAUUCAACACAGUCGGCUCUGGAUUUGGCCGAUCCGGUUGUGGAUUUGUUAACUAGUGAAUGAAACUAGUUUAUUAUGUGAAUUUGAACUCUUUUUUUUUCCUUCCUAUUUUAGCCCUAGGUUGUAGAUUUGGUUACUUCUUUCUUGUUAAAUUGAAAAGAAAAAUGAAACAAAUACUAAUAGUUGUAAUAAAUUUUUAGUUUUCCA
Theobroma cacao (cacao) is the source of this 791-nucleotide messenger RNA. RefSeq lists its product as uncharacterized. NCBI's taxonomy places the organism in Eukaryota, Viridiplantae, Streptophyta, Magnoliopsida, Malvales, Malvaceae. The record is from RefSeq and is a predicted model, not a curated record.